This is a messenger RNA of Histoplasma mississippiense, 651 nucleotides long. RefSeq lists its product with no specific name. NCBI's taxonomy places the organism in Eukaryota, Fungi, Ascomycota, Eurotiomycetes, Onygenales, Ajellomycetaceae. The transcript has 3 exons. Bases 1 to 651 code for a protein of 216 amino acids. The record is from RefSeq and is a predicted model, not a curated record.
AUGCGGGAUGUUGAAGCUGUUCACCAUGUAACGAUCUUUAAUGAGGACACAUUGGCAAUUGGGAGAGUGCAAACAUACCAAAUCCACUUCGAACCAAACCAACUUUUGCUACGCCUGUCCGAACUGGACGAUGUCCGAAUAUUGCCCCAAAUUACUGAAUAUCAAAGUUGCAAGGCAUCUACGCCCCUAUCCGGCGCCCAAUUACUGCGCUCUCAAGGCACUGCCUCGCCAGAAGAUACCCACUAUUUUCAACGUCGGAUAGGAUCCUGUAUCUACGCUGCGGUGAUGACUCGGCUAGAUAUCGCCUUCGUAGUUGGCAAGCUUGCUACCUUUAUUGUCAGCCCUUCUGAACGCCAUUCCGCAGAGAUUGAUCGCGUUAUCGCCUAUCUACGAAAUACGAAGAAUCUAGCUAUCCAAUAUGGCGGAGCAGAUACCGAUGCCCUAUCGAUGAAUAUAGUAGAAGUAGCAAGUGGUGCCUCUUUUGCGGAUGAUUCAGAUAGAAGAUCAACUGAAAGUGAUACAUUCAAACUCUUUGGGGGCGCAGUGGAUUGGAAAGUUUGGAAAUCAAAAAGGCCACAAACAAAAGCCCUGCUUCGGUGGUGGAAGUUGUCAUCACCUGUUGCCUUUUUGAUUUCCAAUGCUUUUUUUUAA